CACUCCUCGGUGAGAUCAUGAGAUUACCCUGUGCUACACAUAAACCCCGGCUUCUAUCUCUUUCGCACUCAAAUUCUUGUUGAUCAGACUUGUCGGACACGACUGAGAGCAGCGACAGUCAUGACGACGAGAUUUCCGUCCAGAGCCCUAGUGCUCGCCUCGCUCGCCGCCUGCGGCAUCAUCGGGGGGUACAGCACAAUGAUCGCGGGGUCCAAAAAUGGAUUCUUUGAAGCCAUUGGAGCCUGUGCCCGGGGAACGACCGGAGAGCCGUACAUCCCGGGAGGUCCGGCGCCGUUCAAGACGAGCUACACGGGCAUUUCUGCCGUUGACAACCAGUUGUUGGUUCUUGUCACUUUCUUUGCGACUCUUAUCGAUGGCGAAAAGAGCUGGGCUGUCAGGCUGUCCUUGUGGUAUCUCAUGGUUCAGCUCUGGGCCGGGUGGUCCCUCCUAUCGCUCGAGGGGCUUAGGAAGGGCAAUAGAGGGAGGGUUGUGAGUUGGACCGGAACUAUGGGCAUCAUCUUCCAAAACAUCUCAUACACCAUUACCGUGCCCAUCUACCUCAUGAUCCACCUUCUCACGUCGCCACUCGCCCAGCCGACUCCCGGAUCCUCGCACCUCUUCACAGUUGACGACCUGGACCUCAAGCUCCUCCCCCUGUGCACCAUGGCAGCCCUGGUCAUCCCCUCCAUUGCCAUGGCCCUCCCUUCUCCAUCCUACGUCUCAGCAUCAACUCACUACACCUGGAUCGCCAUCUGGCAGGCCUUCCCACUCUGGCAGACCACCCUCCACUGGACACUCAAGCGAAUCCUCCCAUCCCCAACCGCCCCAACCCCCCGCAAACACCACCACCAAACCCCCACCGCCGCAAUCUACAAAAUCAUCCUCCUCCUCUCCGUCGCAAGCCAAUCAACCCUCCUCCUCAUCGCCCUCACCCCUCCCACAGCCGUCCCCGAGCAAUGGCGCCCCGUCUUCUCGGCCGUCACCGUAUCCUCGGCGUUCGUCCCCGCCCCGUUCUGGACACCGCCUACCACCACCGUCACCGCAGCCAUCCCCGCCGACGCCCUGCCGCCGCUGGCUCACUUCUUCCUCCAGUGGGAUGUCUACUGUGGCGGGGCCGCUGUCCUGCUCUGGGCUGUGUAUCUUCGCCGCGCGGCGGGUGGCGGAGGUGGAGGUGGGUGGGGGAGGGCGCUUGGUUGGGGGGUGCUUGGUGGGCCGGUUGCUGCGGCGGCGGUGUUGCUUUGGGAGAGGGAUGAGGUGGUUGGGCGGCGUGGGGAGGGGAAGGGUGAGUGAGCAAGUGGCUGCGAAGGUGUGUUUCCUGUGUCCUGUCUGGUUUGUUGAAGCAAGGGGUUGUUUUCAAGACGUUGUUGUAUUCCCUCUUGAGAGGUCUUCUAGAGGGUAUAGCGGGCCAGCUCCAGAGAGCGUAGAAGGUUGCAUCAAGCAAGACUAACCCGGAAUACUUUUCCCGCAUUUGAAAUGAGGAUCCAGGCGGACCGUCCAACGGACGGGACAUCUGUGGUAGCACAAGCGAUUGUGUGCUCGGUCCGGACGAGAGGCCGUGAAAUGCUACACCGGGUGCCCGAUCUGGCCAAUUGAGGCCACACGGCAGCGUGCAUUGC
Messenger RNA from Phialemonium atrogriseum, 1616 nucleotides. RefSeq lists its product as uncharacterized. The coding region runs from base 121 to 1290 and encodes 389 amino acids. NCBI's taxonomy places the organism in Eukaryota, Fungi, Ascomycota, Sordariomycetes, Cephalothecales, Cephalothecaceae. The record is from RefSeq and is a predicted model, not a curated record. The transcript has 2 exons.